CUGUUGAAUUGAAUUUUCUUUUUGAUAUUCUUUGACAGAAUGCAAGGUUUGUGUGGUCGAUUGGUCAAGUCUUGUGGUAAUAAUACACAUCUGGGUGAACGAUUCUUGCUCUGUUGCUCAAGUCUUGGGAGCUGCUUUCUCGGCGAGUAUGCAAAUAGAUCUUGUUCUAAUCUGAACUCUUAUGGACACGGGUGUGAAUACAAAAUCCAAAGUAUUAUAACUGUUUACAAGAAUGGUAAAAAUACUGUUCAAAUAAGAGGUCCUAGCCAUAAUAAUUUUUUAAGCCAAACCAGCAAAGGACGGACGAAGUUGGCGAGUAAACUCCGAAAGUGGCCCCAACGCGGAUGGAAAGUGGAAACAAGAAGUCAGCCCCCUACUUCUCUCGUUUCUCAAAUAAAUGUCAAUUACAAUCUUAAAGAAGUAACUAUGAUUACUGUUGCAGUUUCAAGGAAUACAAGAUAAUGGUUUCCCCAAGAUUACUGUUCUUCUUCCUUGCCCUUCUAAUAUUCACUGGCAAUACUGUCGCGCAGCCAGACGACUUCGUCCACCGCGAAUGUUUAGACAAGGGCAGCUACGCCUCUAACAGUACCUACGAGGCAAAUCUCAACUAUCUCCUCUCCUCUCUCACUUCUAACUCUGAAAUUGACUAUGGCUUCUACAAUUCCUCUCAUGGCCAAAACUCCGACAGUGUAUAUGCGAUUGGACUUUGCAGAGGGGAUGUUAACACAGAUACCUGCCGGAGUUGCCUACAUAAUGCUACCUCUCUUCUCCCACAGCGUUGCCCCAAUCAAAAGGAGGCAAUUGGAUGGUACGACGGCUGUAUGUUACGCUACUCGAAUCGCUCCAUUUUUGGCAUCAUGGAAACAGCUCCUUCUUCAAUUAUUCUCAACCCAAAUAACGUAUCGACCACUUACGUGGAUCAGUACAAUGAUGAUCUUUGGACCUUGUUUAAAAGCCUAACAAGUCAAGCUGCAGCAGGCGGUUCUCUUCGUAAGUUUGCGGCAAACAAGACAACCGUAGCACAAUCAAAACCACUGUAUGCGUUUGUGCAGUGCACCCCUGAUUUGUCAGAGCAACUAUGCAGGGAUUGCUUACUCGGAACUUUAUUUCAAGACUUUCCACGGUGUUGUGAUGGGAAGGAAGGUGUAAGAGUGUUCAAACCCAGCUGCAGUAUCAGGUUUGAGGUCUUCAACUUCCUUUCCUCUACUCCCGAUGCUUCGAUGCCGUCAUCUCCACUUGCACCGCCGGCAUCUCCUCCUCCAUCAUCAAACAAUACCACCACCACCACCACAACAGGAAGGAAGAGGAACACAUCUCGGAAGAUCAUCAUUAUAGUUGUGCCAACUGUUGUUCUUAUGCUCGUUGUCAUCUCCAUUUGCAUCUAUAUAAAAUCAAGGAAGCCAAGGAAGAAAGUUGAAAUUGUGGAUCAAAUUAGAAGCAUGGAAUCCUUGCAGUUCGACUUCGGCACCAUCAGAGUUGCAACGGAUAACUUUUCUGAAGCAAAUAAGCUUGGAGAAGGUGGUUUUGGUGCUGUUUACAAGGGUAUACUCUCUAACGGACAAGUUAUAGCUGUGAAAAGACUGUCAACAGAGUCGAGACAAGGAGAUUUAGAAUUUAAGAAUGAGGUCUUGUUGGUGGCCAAACUACAACACCGUAAUUUGGUUCGCCUCUUAGGCUUCUGCUUGGAAAUGGAAAGUAAUGAAAGGCUUUUAGUAUAUGAGUUUGUGCAAAAUGCAAGCCUUGAUCAAUUUCUUUUCGAUCCAAUCAGAGGUGCAGAUCUUGAUUGGGAAACACGUUACAAAAUCAUCGGAGGCAUUGCUCGAGGGAUGCUUUAUCUUCAUGAAGAUUCUCGACUCCGUAUUAUUCAUCGUGAUCUUAAAGCUAGUAACAUCCUUCUAGAUGGAAAAAUGGAUCCAAAAAUCUCAGAUUUUGGCACUGCAAGAAUGUUUUUAUCUGAUGAUCAAACACGGGAGAAUGCAAGCAGAGUUGUGGGGACCCCUGGGUAUAUGGCUCCAGAAUAUAGAAUACAUAAGCAAUUUUCUGUGAAGUCUGAUGUCUUUAGUUUUGGAGUACUAGUGCUAGAAAUAGUGAGUGGACAAGGGAUCCAUUCCUUUCGAAAUGAAGAGAAUCUGGAGUAUCUUCCAAGUUAUGCAUGGAGAAGCUGGAGCGAGGGAACUGCUUCAAAUAUUGUAGAUUCCAGAAUGAGGUCUGGCUCAACAAUUGCAAUAAUGAGAUGUAUCCACAUAGGAUUGCUAUGUGUUCAAGAAAACGCAGCAGACAGACCAACGAUGGCUGCGGUUGUUGUGAUGCUCAAUAAUAGCUCCAACACUCUGCCAGCUCCCUCACGACCUGCAUUUUUUUUGCAUAGCAAUAUUGAAUCAGACAUGUCUCCUAAUCAAUCCUUACAAGCUUCAAGAAACGAGGUUUCAGUUUCUAAUCUAGAUGCUCGCUAGAGUUUGAUGGAAGUAAUUAGACAUCUUUAUUUAGACAUUUGACAAAGACAAUGUUGUUGACUAUUUUUUUUUUUCCUCAUUUUGGACGAUGAAAUUAAGACAUUUGUAUAUCUUUGAAAUAUUAUAUAUAAAAUAUCUUUAAUGAUACAAGAAUGAGAGCCGUCAGUGACUUAUCAUUCUGUAUUUUUUUAGACUUAUCAUUCUCGCUAA
Molecule: messenger RNA, 2663 nt
Organism: Carya illinoinensis
Lineage: Eukaryota; Viridiplantae; Streptophyta; Magnoliopsida; Fagales; Juglandaceae
Product: putative receptor-like protein kinase At4g00960
Exons: 7
Coding region: 462-2453 (663 amino acids)
Biological process (GO): protein phosphorylation
Molecular function (GO): ATP binding; protein kinase activity
Source: RefSeq, a predicted model, not a curated record